AUAACAACAUUCCACAAACACAUAACAUUUCUACCGAAUUGAACAACAUGACCAUGAGUGGCGAAUCUGGAACUUCCAAAAUUGCAAACAAGGGUAAAACGGGUAAAACUGCAUCUCGCUCACAGUAUAAACCUGAGAAGUGGAUGCUACUUGAUGAAGGAGAAGAUCGUCUGAGUCAGCUAAAUCUUGCUAUUGUUGGGCAUGUGGAUUCUGGAAAGUCAACACUUUCAGGAAGGCUGCUACACCUUUUGGGACAAAUAUCUCAGAAACAAAUGCAUAAAUUUGAAAAGGAAGCUAAGUUACAGGGGAAAGGUUCGUUUGCUUAUUACAUAUUAAUUUUUUCCCUAAUCAUCUAA
This is a messenger RNA of Lactuca virosa, 356 nucleotides long. NCBI's taxonomy places the organism in Eukaryota, Viridiplantae, Streptophyta, Magnoliopsida, Asterales, Asteraceae. The record is from the annotation of a GenBank genome assembly.